AUGGCGGGCGCGGCGGCCUGCCGACAGCGCAAUCUCGUGGUGGCGGCCGCUCUGGGCGUGUUCACCCUCGGGACGCUCUCGCUUCCGCUGCUGCUGCGCCGCUUCCACUCGCAGCCCCUGGUGGAGAGGGAGGGGGCGCUGAGCCCGCAGGCAGUGCAGCGGGGGCCGUACCUGAAUGCUGGCAGCAAGGACAUCGGUAGAGACCCCACACCCAUUCACGCAUACAAGCAGAAGAGGGAGUCUCAGGCUGAACAGUGA
Molecule: messenger RNA, 258 nt
Organism: Closterium sp. Naga37s-1
Lineage: Eukaryota; Viridiplantae; Streptophyta; Zygnematophyceae; Desmidiales; Closteriaceae
Source: the annotation of a GenBank genome assembly